This is a messenger RNA of Rodentolepis nana, 918 nucleotides long. The record is from the annotation of a GenBank genome assembly. Lineage: Eukaryota; Metazoa; Platyhelminthes; Cestoda; Cyclophyllidea; Hymenolepididae.
GCUGAAGUUAUGUUGAGUCUCCUUGGUAGUCUCUUAGUUCAACAGUUCAACAAUAAGUCCCUCGACCAAUCUGUUCGGGUUACCAGUGUAGACUAUCUCGGCACAGUCGCGUCAACGCUUCGUCGAGAUGCUGUGACGAGUCAACUGAAAGAACACGACAUUGACGUUAUUCUUCGAGAACUCACUGAAGGUAGUCAAUCAGAUAGUGAGGACGAAGAAGAAUUGGGCGGGGAGCAAGAGGACGAAAGUCACAAAAUCGAAAAAGGGACUUCUUACUUAAAACCCGAAGAAGGGCAGCAGAAACCCUCCACGAAGAAAAAGGCAUCCACAAAUCUCUCCAGAAUCGACAAAAUUAUUGUCCUUAGAGAUGCUGUUUUGGAUUACCUUCUUGAGGAUGCGGCCGAUCCGGUUGUUUACUAUGCAUGUAAAUUCUACAUGGGUAUGUGGUUGGAGGAUUGUACUGCUGAAGUCGCUCGGGCGCAAAAGGCUGCGGCUGCUGAAAACCAUCUUCCUGAACCACCACAACCAAAGCCCAUACCUAGUCGAAGAACCAAACGCGGUACUUCUACUAAGCCAGAGGACGAAGGUGAGGGUGAGGAGAAAGAGCAAGCUCUUUCUGAAAUUGAAUUGGCUGAACUCCGUCGAACCUAUCUGAUGGAUCGUCUGCGAGAUCCCACCUCCAUCUGGAGAGCGAGAUGUCGUCCAAAGGUAGCUGGAAUGAUGCUACUAGCACCAGCUGCUCCAUCUACGAAGCAAUCUCAGGCCAUGCGAGUCAUGUUCAAGGGUUCAAUUGACUAUGAGGAUGCUUAUCUCAUCUGCCGCUACUUGGCCAGUCUUAGACCGUUCUCUCAGAGUUUCGAUGUUUACCUAUCCCAAAUAUGCAAGGUGCGUUCUCAACUCAGCUAUCAUUUGUUUUAA